Messenger RNA from Sphenostylis stenocarpa, 519 nucleotides. Lineage: Eukaryota; Viridiplantae; Streptophyta; Magnoliopsida; Fabales; Fabaceae. The record is from the annotation of a GenBank genome assembly.
AUGUCGAGGAGAAAGGUUAGAGAGCCAAAGGAAGAAAAUGUGACUCUGGGUCCAGCUGUUAGAGACGGUGAACAUGCCUUUGGCGUCGCUCGCAUCUUUGCCUCAUUUAAUGAUACCUUCAUCCAUGUCACUGAUUUGUCUGGGAGGGAAACACUUGUCCGCAUCACUGGUGGGAUGAAGGUUAAAGCUGAUAGAGAUGAAUCAUCUCCCUACGCUGCUAUGCUUGCAGCACAAGAUGUUGCUGCCAGAUGCAAGGAGCUGGGAAUAACUGCUCUUCAUAUCAAACUCCGCGCCACUGGUGGGAACAAGACAAAGACACCUGGUCCAGGUGCUCAAUCAGCUCUACGAGCACUUGCUCGUUCGGGGAUGAAAAUUGGUCGUAUAGAUUUAAAUGUUUCAAAGCAACACAUAUACUUGCAUGCUUUUCAACAAGAUUCUUGUCCAAAUAUAUAUCUAUACACACAUGGUAUUCUGCUACGUCUCAUGCGAAACAGAGUUUAUGUAAACAACCACAAAUAG